AUGCCCGGGAUGCUCACGAGAUCCAAGUCUCUGCGGUUCCUAAGAAACAAUCGCAGAGAUGUCAUUGAUCAAGAGAAGGGAAACACAAUGCCAGCUCUAAAAGCGUCUCAAACAGAUCUUGACAAAUACCAUGCGUCUACGGCGAAUUUGCAACUGGAGGGAAAUCUCAAGGCCCCAGACGUGGUAAUCAGACCGAGCACCUCAGGCGGGCCUGUAGAGCGCCCAGUGAUGUCUCGCAGGGAGACCAGUCCUGCGCCAUCGUUCCAUUCGGAAGAUCAUGUCCACUCUUUCCAAUCGCCUACAUCGUCGACAACCGUACUCUAUACCUCAGAUGUCACAAAAGAGCAGGGGAUCAUUGGUAUCGCUCUUGGAUCACCGACUUCUGCUUCGCACUGGAUCCCACCUCCUCACGCAGUCGACUCGAAGACGAAUCCAGGAUUUACAGAUCUCCCAGUAGACAUGUUGACUCAUCCCAACGCCUCGUCGCCAUCCUUGAGUGGUCCCCAAGGGCCUGCCAAACCCAAACUUAGUCGAUGGAAGUCGCUAUUUCGCAAAGCAGCGCCGCCGCCGCCACCCAUUACUCCCCAGGAGCAAGCCGCAUUCUAUCAGUUAUCGCAGUCGGUGGACAAAUCAGCUCGUGCCGACAGCCACCACGAUGAAGAAGUCAAUGAAUCAAAGACUUCACUCAAGGACGAAGCAGGGAGGGACAAGCUGCGCAAUGUGUCACCACCUGCAUACAAGCCUGACAUUCGCGAGUCGCGCAAAUGGAGCCAUGGAGAGUUUGUCGCACCCAAGUCACCUCCGCAAGCAACAUCGACCAGAGGUCGUGCAGUGACGCUUGGAAAUCAUGCUUCAGACCUCCAGGAGAGGACCAUCCAACAAGCUCCAAUCCUUAACAUCACGCUCCCUGACAUCACAAUGGAGAGAUACAGCAUCAUGUUUGGCAACCUUUUGCAGUCUGGACCGAGCCGUUCAUCGCUCUUGGAGCGACGACAAGGAAAUACAGAAAAGGUCAAGCCGUUGAACGAGCUUUCUGCCAAGGAUGAUCCACCAGCCGAGAGCUUCCCUCUCCAGCGCAGAGUGACUUCGCCGGCUGUGACGUCCUCACCACGGUUAACAUUGUUCCCUCCCACGACUACGUCUCGCGCGCCUUCACCAUUGGGUACACCCGUCAUUAACCGCAGCAAGGGGGAUAUUAAACGUUCCAAGACGUUGCCCUCGAAAUCACCUGUUCGAACCGAGUUUGUGGAGGGUUCAGAUCGCUCUGAAAAGAGGAUUGAUCCCGCCAAACUUGCACCUGUAGCAUCUCCAUACUUGAAGCCUGCCUCGACGCCAACCUCCGUGUUUGGCUCUGAAUCUGAAGCCGAAUCCGUUAGCGUUGUUGCCGCCCCGAUCUUGCACGGCCACGGCCAAACCACGACGCUUCAUCUCGACGACCGAGAACCCGACUGGGAACUUUGUGCGCCGCCACCUCGAGCGGCAAAACGCGAAGCUCUCGUCAUCCCGGACACGCCCGUUUCCACCCUGGUUCGUUCACCCUCGCAUAGGCAGCCAAAAGUCACCAAGAUGAGCGCCCUCUGUUCACAUCCGGCUUCUGCGCCUAUCGACGUUCCUUCGCCAUUGCAGCGACUACAUAGUCUCUCGACCCCACCGCAUUCGGCCAUAAUCGCAAAAGCUACGGUGGGGCUCGCAAGAAGCGUUUCUCUCAGUAGAGCACACAGUCCCCGAACUGUGGUCCGCGUCUCAACCAUACCAAGCGAGGAGCGAGUCCUUGACAAGCUAGCCCUUACACCCACCAUGGUCGAAGUCAAGAACCGCAAGAGUCACAGAGUGCAGCUCGAAGACGCUUAG
Molecule: messenger RNA, 1851 nt
Organism: Bipolaris maydis ATCC 48331
Lineage: Eukaryota; Fungi; Ascomycota; Dothideomycetes; Pleosporales; Pleosporaceae
Source: RefSeq, a predicted model, not a curated record